Messenger RNA from Rhipicephalus microplus (southern cattle tick), 1607 nucleotides. Its product is annotated as dermonecrotic toxin LspaSicTox-alphaIA1i. NCBI's taxonomy places the organism in Eukaryota, Metazoa, Arthropoda, Arachnida, Ixodida, Ixodidae. Gene Ontology annotation, biological process: lipid metabolic process. Gene Ontology annotation, molecular function: phosphoric diester hydrolase activity. The record is from RefSeq and is a predicted model, not a curated record.
UGAAAAUUACGACAUUGUUUUUCAUUUACUUUCUGUUGAUAAAUUUCUAUUUUGUUGUAUUAAGCAACGUGGUAAGGCACAAUAUAAUGCGAGAAACUUCAGAGGAAGCACCAAGGCAUAAUGUGACCGUGGAAUCCAGGAGGCCCUUCUACGUCAUCGGCCACAUGGUGAAUUCACUGGACGAGGUGGACGACUUCAUUGAAAUGGGGGCCAACGCACUCGAGGUUGACAUUGAGUUUGCGAAUAAUGGCACCGUUCUUGGAACGUUUCACGGCGCCCCUUGCGACUGCUUUCGUGGCUGCUUCAAGCGCGAAACCAUCGCGGACUAUUUGGAAUACAUUCGAGAUGGAACUAGUUUCGCCGAUUCAAGGUACAAAGGAAAGGUGAUUCUACUAAUUAUGGACUUGAAGACAAGCAAGCUCAGGUCAUCAGCGAAGAAGAAAGCCGGCCUAACUCUGGCGGCGAAACUCUGGAAGCACCUAUGGGAAGGUGUGCAACCGCAGUACAUGGUGAACGUCCUGCUGUCCAUCGGCUAUGUGAAAGACAAGAACGUCCUCAAGGGUGUUUUGAAAUAUUUCAAGAAGGAACAAACUAGACACAUUCUCGACAAAAUAGGCUUCGACGUUGGCAUGAACGAUCCACUGGAGAAGAUCGGGCGCAUGUACAAGCAGCUGGGCAUCAAUGGUCACCGGUGGCAGGGAGAUGGUCUCUCCAACUGCGUCCGCUUUCUGGUUCCCGUCGCUAGGCUCCGGCAGGCCGUCAAGGCCCGCGACAACCGGAAGGGCUACAUGGACAAGGUGUACCACUGGACCGUUGACCUGCCACACUUCAUCAGGAAAAGUGUCGAGCAUGGUGUGGACGGAAUCAUCACGAACCGGCCGGACAACGUGCUCCAAGUACUGAACAGCACUCCGUACAGUGAACUUCUCAAAGUUGCCGACUUCAACGACAGUCCGUGGACGCGGUUCAUUGAGCCAAUGUUGAGGAACGAGACGGAGCGUGACAUGGAAGUCCUGGGUGGAGGAGAAGUGGAAGAGCGUCUCAGUCGUCCCGCCAACUUCGACCCUUACGAGAUAACUGCGGUUUGGACGGAGUAGAAAUGGGUGCCGUGUCUUGUGACCGUACACCAUAGACUGAGCUCCAACGUGCCGUUUCAAACUUCCAGUGAACGCCGCGAAACGUCGGCGUUCCAAGAACGCAGCGACAAGGGCAACUGCAAAAAUACUUCGCCGUGGAUAACGUGGAACAUGAACAACGCGAAGGCCAACCCUUGAUAUGGGGGCACUAUGAAGGGUCAUUCCAUUAAAGAAGUACUGCAACUACAGCAUACAUAGCUACAAAUGGUAGCUGCACAGAAAACUAGAGUGUAAGAGCAAUCAGCACAUUUCAAACGUGUUGCAGUAACGCAAAGUUUGUAAAAUAAUGGAAAAAGGAAGAAAGACAGAUGUGCCUUUCCUCUACCUGUUUCCUUUGUUAUAAACUUUGGUUUACUACAUCAUGUUAAGUAAACAACAACUCGCCCAAGAAGAAGUUAUCCUGCACUCAAUAUCAUCAUGUACGAAUACACCCCUCACCGAUGCGUUCGUGCUAAAAGGACAUACGGGCGA